Messenger RNA from Penicilliopsis zonata CBS 506.65, 909 nucleotides. RefSeq lists its product as hypothetical. Lineage: Eukaryota; Fungi; Ascomycota; Eurotiomycetes; Eurotiales; Aspergillaceae. The transcript has 3 exons. The record is from RefSeq and is a predicted model, not a curated record. Bases 230 to 787 code for a protein of 185 amino acids.
AUGCCCUUGGGUUUCUUAAGUUCAUUCUGUAUUAUUCAUGGGCCUUUUUCCAAAGGGGAUUUACUUGAGGUCUUUGCCAGCUGGCAGAUUUUUUGGUUGAUUUUGAUGAUUUUGACCCUUCAAGCAACAAGAUUUAUAUCAGUCCGACUGGUAGCGAUUGAAUCAAUAAAAGACCUAUAUAAUAUAUAUAUUGCCGAGCUUCAUUUGAAUCUUGGAAUAAACCAAAACCAUGUCCUCAUUCAUCCUUCAUCAGUGCCAGUCUUGUCGACAUGUCAACCAUAUAGACGCCUCACUUGCUGCCUUUCCGGGAAGCAUUCAUUGUAGCCAGUGCGGCUUUCCGAUGUCUGACGGUAAUAUGAAAGUGGAAGACGAGCUUUCUACCCUCCUAGAAAAGCAUCUGACCAUGGGAGUUUCCCAAACGGGAUCGCGUCCACAAAUGUCAUUUGUUUCUACAUCAUGCCCAGCCCCCUCGCCGAUAAUGUAUAGUAUUUCCCAGCACUAUCACCAUUCCUCACACCUGGCAUCUCAGACCAAUGGAGCCCAAGGGUCGAAGUCAGUUCAACGAUAUGAAGCCACAAAUGACGGCCUCAACACUUUGACAAGACAUGAUGUGGACCCCUCAUCGCUUUCGCCAGACCAACUAGACCUGUUCAUGAGUUCCGAAGAUGAACAAAGGUCAUUUUCCCUUCAGGCAUGGAAGGGCUGCCAGAGCAUCAGAGAACAGGACCUCGCGUCUAGAUCAAGAAACGUGCUCUCUGAAGCUACCUACAUGCGCACGAACUGUUGACCUGGGGUUUUGAAAUGGAUGUCUCGGUCUAUGGAUUGGAAACCGACAAUGACAUACAAUACGCAGAGCCAUACAUGAUUUCCGGCUACGAGACAAUUCCGGGCCCAAAAUUUUCAUUAUAG